CCUGUGUAUGAAUCUAUCUCUCAUUUUCAAUAAUGACGAAAAAACCAAAGCCGAAAUUAGAUUUUAAAGACAUUUCUUUAGGCUUGCGGAUAUUACGUGAGUUUUUGUUGGGGCGCCCUCAUGAGUUAAAAUCAUUGCAUGUCCGAUUUCCGCCAAUGUUGGCACCUCGGACCAUACCACGGCCCGAUAUCCCUCGAGGGCCCGACCCGAAGUACUCACAGUUUCAAUAUUGCACCCGGAGUGCCCAACGCUCUGUGAAGCCUCCGGUGAUAGCGCCUGUAGGUGAAGGUAGCAAGCCCGGGUCCAAGCAUAUUGAUCCUGCUCAUAUUCGCUUCUCGUCUCCACCGACCCCGGGCCCGCCCUGGCAAUGGGACGGGCACAAUUACUUCAUCAGUGUCCCUGAUACUUCGCCGCCGAGUCCCUGCCCCCCGCGCCCGCCCGCGCCCCCUUGCCCGCCUGCUCCCAUCUCGCCCUGCCUUCGCAGGAGUGAUUAUGUGAAGAAGCCGAAAUAAAAUGAGAUGAAGAUUGUCAUCUACAUAUAAAUACGUUAACUAUGUAUUUGUUGCUUUUAUCGAAUCUUAUCUUAUCUCAUAAGCUUGCUUAUGUGUUAGGUACUUUAAAUUAAAUUUCGAAAUUAAAUAUUUUUUGAGUU
This is a messenger RNA of Plutella xylostella (diamondback moth), 652 nucleotides long. RefSeq lists its product as uncharacterized. Gene Ontology annotation, cellular component: respiratory chain complex I; mitochondrial inner membrane. The record is from RefSeq and is a predicted model, not a curated record. NCBI's taxonomy places the organism in Eukaryota, Metazoa, Arthropoda, Insecta, Lepidoptera, Plutellidae. Gene Ontology annotation, biological process: mitochondrial electron transport, NADH to ubiquinone; ATP synthesis coupled electron transport.